Gossypium arboreum is the source of this 1380-nucleotide messenger RNA. Its product is annotated as cyanidin 3-O-galactoside 2''-O-xylosyltransferase FGGT1-like. The transcript has a single exon. The record is from RefSeq and is a predicted model, not a curated record. The coding region runs from base 10 to 1380 and encodes 456 amino acids. Lineage: Eukaryota; Viridiplantae; Streptophyta; Magnoliopsida; Malvales; Malvaceae. Gene Ontology annotation, molecular function: UDP-glycosyltransferase activity.
CUAUCAUCUAUGGCACACAAAACCUUUCAUAUUGCAAUGUAUCCUUGGUUUGCCCUUGGCCAUAUUACUCCGUAUGUUCAUUUGGCCAACAAACUAGCAGAGAAUGGCCACAAAAUUUCCUUCUUCUUGCCAGCCAAAACAUUGCGCAUGGUUGAGGCUUUCAAUCUCCAUCCGGAUCUCGUGACCUUCAUUCCGAUCAUCGUUCCACAUGUUGAAGGUUUGCCUCUUGGUGCCGAAACAACAAAUGACGUUCCUUCCCCUUUGCAUCCUCUCAUUAUGACUGCCAUGGAUUGCACAGAACCAGAUAUUGAAGCUUACCUUCGUGAACUCAAACCCCAUUUUGUUUUCUUUGAUUUCACGUGUUGGUUGCCAACUUUGACUCGCAAGCUAGGCAUCAAGUCUGUGGUCUAUUGUAUCAUUAGCUCCGGAACUAUUGGUUAUCUUCUUAGUCCUGCAAGGAAGAUUAUUGAAAGAGGUUUAACCAGCUUUGAUCUCCUCGAGCCUCCAAAAGGUUUUCCAUCUUCGAGUAUAAAGCUACGCAUGUAUGAAGCUCAAGGUUUAGCUGCUGUGACAACAAUGGAUUAUGGAAGUGGUUUUUCAUUCGCAGAGCGCCAUCUAAAGUCUUUUAGUGAUUGUGAUGCUAUUGGUUUCAAGACAUGCAAGGAGAUUGAAGGGCCUUAUUGUGAAUAUAUUGGAAAUCAAUUUGAAAAGCCAAUGCUUUAUGCUGGUCCAGUAGUGCCAGAGCCACAAACAAUGGUGUUAGAAGAACGAUGGGAAAGGUUAUUAAGCAACUUUGAAGCCAAGACAUUGAUAUUUUGUGCCUUCGGGAGUGAAUGUGUUCUAAAAAAGGAUCAAUUCCAAGAAUUAGUUUUAGGCCUCGAGCUAACAGGUCUACCAUUCCUAGUCGCCCUGAAAGCACCAAUGGGAGCUCAAACAAUCGAGUCAGCCUUACCAGAAGGAUUCCAAGAAAGAGUAAAUGGAACAGGGUUCAUAUAUGGAGGUUGGGUACCACAACAACUAAUCCUAAGGCACCCUUCCGUGGGGUGUUUCGUGACUCAUUGUGGCUCGGGCUCUUUGGCAGAGGCUAUGGUGAAUGAUUGUCAAUUGGUGUUGGUACCCCAUGUUGGGGACCAGAUAAUUAAUGCAAGGUUAAUGGCUGGAGACUUGAGAAUUGGAGUAGAGGUUGAGAAAAGUGAAAAAGAUGGGUUAUUUACAAAGGACGAUGUUAACAAGGCAGUAAAAGCUCUAAUGGAUUGUGAUAGUGAGCUAGGGAAAGAGGUAAGAGCUAACCAUGCUAAAUGGAAGGAGUUUCUUUUAGCACCAGGGCUUGAAAAUUAUUACAUCAAUGAUUUUGUUAUGAAAUUGAAUAACUUGGUGUAA